GUCACUGACAUGCGCAGAAGCUAGAUGACGGAUCACGGUCGCGUGCGAUUGUCCAGUAGUUCAAAUUAGCCUUCAUUGCUAACCUUUCACCAAGGCCACUUUUACAUUUUGUGCUGUUCAUAAAAGUAUAAUAACUGAAAAUUACAGUUGUAUAAAUGGGUUUGUUAAUGUAAAGACAUUAGUUGGCCUUUUCGAGGUGUUUAAAAUGUUUCGCAGCAGCAGCACAGAGGAGGUGACCGGUGGUGAGGGCUCGGAGGGCGGGCCGGGGGGCGGUUUGUUCCCCGCUGACAGGAGCAGACUGAACGAGACCAGCUCCUGUGAUCCCCCAUCAGUUUCCUCCACUUCAUCCCGGCAAAGUUUAAAUGAGGAAUGCACGACCUCCAGCCAUGGCCCAUCUCUGCCGCGAAUGGCCUCAGAAGGUCAGCUACACCACAGCCUCAGGACUGGGAGGUCGACCUCAUUGCUCUUCGACCCUACUUCAGAGAGCUCCUCUUUCCGCAGCCGUGGAGGAACCCCGAGGCUCAGAAGGACCCCAGGGUCUGCUGGGGCCACAGGAACAAGUUGCUCCUCUUCAUCCACAGCCCCCGUUCCCUCUGUGAUUGUGGCGGUGGUUGAAGGCCGCGGUUUGGCCAGGGGAGAGAUUGGCAUGGCCAGUCUCAACCUGAAAUGUCCAGAGCUUGUACUCUCUCAGUUUGCAGAUACAGGGACGUAUGCAAAGGUCAUAACAAAAAUUCACAUCUUGGUGCCAGUGGAAAUACUGAUGCCAGACACAGCCAGUGAGAAGGGGAAAGGGACAAAGCUGUUCAAGCUCAUCAAUGAGAAUUUUCCGGGUGUAGCAUUCACAGCAAUCCAACGCAAGUAUUUUAAUGAGAGGAAAGGACUGGAGUACAUUCAGCAGCUGAGUGCCCCAGAAUUUGGCACUGUCCUCAUGGAAGUACAAGCUAAGUAUUAUUGCCUGGCUGCUGCAGCAGCUUUGCUUAAGUAUUUAGAGUUCCUCCAGAACUCUGUCUACGCUGCCAAGUCUCUUAAAGUGAGCUUUAAAGGGAGCGAACAGACCGCCAUGAUUGACUCAGCAUCCGCCACUAACUUGGAGUUGGUGGUUAACAAUAGAGACCACAGGAGUGAACAUACUCUAUUAGGGGUACUCAACCACACAAAAACACCUGGUGGGGCUAGAAGGUUGCGUUCCAAUAUUUUGGAGCCUCUCGUUGACGUCGACACCAUCAACAUACGCUUGGACACGAUACAAGAGCUGCUGCAGGACGAGGAGCUCUUCUUUGGCCUGAAGAACGCCAUAGGUCAUUUCCUUGAUAUUGACCAGCUGCUCUCCGUUCUGGUCCAAAUCCCAAAGCAGGAAACGGUUCAAGUUGCUGAAACAAAGAUUACUCAUGUCAUUCAGUUGAAAUACACGCUCGACCUGGUUCCAAGGUUAAGGAUGGUGCUGCAGAACUGCAACACAGCUCUGCUGAAGGCAUACAGCACCACACUGGACGACAGCAGGUUUGACAUGAUCCUGGAGCAGAUCAAGACGGUGAUAAAUGACGACACUACGUACCUGAAAGGGAGCCUGAACAUGCGCACUCAGAAGUGUUACGCCGUGCGGCCGAACAUCAACGAGUUCCUAGACAUUGCCCGGAGAGCUUAUACCGAAAUAGUGGACGACAUUGCAGGGCUUGUGAACCAGAUGGGGGAAAAAUACGGCUUGCCAGUGCGCACUAGCUUCAGCACAGCUCGAGGUUUCUUUAUUCAGAUGAAGCUUGAAGGAACGGUCUUACCUGAAGGGAAACUCCCCUCAGAGUUUAUCAAGGUAACCAAGCAGAAAAACAACUAUAGCUUCACCACUGCAGACCUCAUGAAGAUGAAUGGCCGCUGUGAUGAGGCCCUGAGGGAGAUCUUUCACAUGUCCUAUGUGGUGAUAUGUCAACUGCUUAGCACUAUCCACGAGCACAUUCACUGCCUUUAUAAGCUCUCUGAUGCUGUAUCCAUGCUGGACAUGUUGCUGUCACUGGCCAAUGCAUGCACCAUCUCAGACUAUGUGCGUCCCGAGUUUACAGACACGCUGGCCAUCAAGCAGGGUCGCCACCCGAUCCUGGAGCGAAUAGCCGGACAGCAGCCCGUAUCAAACAAUAGCUACAUCUCUGAGGGCAGCAACUUUGUCGUCAUAACAGGGCCCAACAUGAGCGGCAAGUCCACUUACCUCAAACAGGUGGCGCUGUGUCAGAUCAUGGCUCAGAUAGGCUCAUUCGUCCCUGCUGAGUACGCCUCUUUCCGGAUUGCCGAUCAGAUUUUCACCAGAAUCGGUGUGGAUGAUGAUUUUGAAACCAACUCUUCCACUUUCAUGUUGGAAAUGAAGGAGAUUUCUUACAUAAUCCACAACGUGAGCAACAGGUCCCUGAUCAUCAUAGACGAGUUGGGACGCGGCACGAGUGCAGAGGAAGGCAUUGGAAUAUGUCACUCAGUUUGUGAGUUCCUCCUUAGCCUAAAGGCGUUCACUCUGUUUGCCACACACUUCCUUGAGCUGUGCCAGCUCGAGUCUCUCUAUCCGAACGUGGAAAACCAGCACAUGGAGGUUCAGCACACACGCAGCAGUGCCACUGGCGCUGAGAGUGUGGUGUAUACGUAUUUACUGAGUCGAGGAUGCUCCGAAGAAAGACACUAUGGUCUUAGAGCAGCCGAAAUGGCUGCCCUUCCUCCAAGUGUAAUCCAAGAGGCAAAGACAAUUGCCUCCAAAGUUAGUCAACAGCUUCAGGCCCAACAUCAAAGUGAUCCCGAAACUCUGAGGCAGAGAGCCGUAUACCACCUGGCCACACGUCUUAUGCAGACCGCCAGAAACUCCAGACUGGACCCCGACAGCCUCCGCAUGUACCUGAGGGGCCUGAAGAAGCAGUAUGAGGCCGAGCUGCAGGCUGCAGAGCCGCCGGUGUGUGUUGACAUGGAGGAAUGAUGGAGUCAGAGAGGCUGAUACACACUUGAGUCUAAUGUUUGUAAAUGGUAUUAAAUAGAUCUCUUUAAACUCCAUAUGUAACGUUAUUUGGGUAUUUGUAAUAUUCAGAGAGAGUGCCGCUACUACAUUUCUGUAAUAUUUUGUGGUGUUUUUGUAAAGUACAACAUGUAAUAACACAAUAUAUAAAAAUA
Molecule: messenger RNA, 3135 nt
Organism: Mugil cephalus (flathead mullet)
Lineage: Eukaryota; Metazoa; Chordata; Actinopteri; Mugiliformes; Mugilidae
Gene: msh4
Product: mutS homolog 4
Exons: 20
Coding region: 206-2944 (912 amino acids)
Biological process (GO): mismatch repair; reciprocal meiotic recombination
Cellular component (GO): nucleus
Molecular function (GO): ATP-dependent DNA damage sensor activity; mismatched DNA binding; ATP binding
Source: RefSeq, a predicted model, not a curated record